AUGAGUGCUUUCAUGCCAGACUGCACUUCAAAGUGUCGAUCUCUACAGCAUGCUUUGGAUGUUAUUUCUGUGGUAACCAGAGGAAGUGAAGGCCAGAUCAAGGCCUUUCUCUCUUCUUACUGCUACAAUGCUGCAACCAUAAAAGAUGCCUUUGGUAGAAACGUUAUUCAUCUUGCUUCAUCUUGUGGCAAAAAAGGUGUGCUAGACUGGUUGGCUGAGACCAAAGGAGUAGAUCUCUUGGCGAAAGACAAAGAGUCUGGAUGGACAGCUUUGCACAGAAGCAUAUUUUAUGGAUACAUUGACUGCGUUCUGUCAUUACUGAAGCAUGGUGUUAGUCUGUAUGUUCAGGAUAAGGAAGGCUUAUCAGCCCUGGAUCUUGUGAUGAAAGAUAGGCCAAUCCAUGUGGUCUUCAAGAAAACUGAUCCCACGGAAGUCUACACCUGGGGAAGCAAUAUAAAUUUUACUUUGGGUCAUGGUGGUCAACAGGGUAAACAUCAUCCUGAACUGGUGGACCUUUUUCCUCGGAAUGGCGUGUAUAUCAAACAGGUCGUACUCUGCAAAUUCCACUCCGUGUUCCUGUCCCACAAAGGUCAAGUUUAUACAUGUGGACAUGGACAAGGAGGACGCUUGGGUCAUGGUGAUGAACAAACAUGCCUGGUUCCAAGACUUGUGGAAGGCUUGGGAGGCCAUCAGUGCUCCCAGAUAGCUGCAGCUAAGGAUCAUACUGUUGUUCUAACAGACGAUGGAUAUGUUUACACGUUUGGUUUAAAUACUUUCCAUCAAUUGGGUAUUCUUCCUCCUCCUGCUAACUGCAGUGUUCCUAGACAGGUUCAGGCAAAAAACCUGAAAGGUAGAAUGGUGAUUGGAGUGGCUGCAGGCAGAUUCCAUACAGUGCUAUGGACUAAGGAAGCAGUGUAUACCAUGGGGCUGAAUGGCGGCCAACUAGGUUAUCUGCUGGAUCCUAAUGGAGAAAAAUGUGUAACUGCACCUCGACAAGUUUCUGCUCUACACCAUAAAGAUAUCUCUCUGUCUUUGGUCUCUGCAAGCGAUGGCGCUACAGUAUGCGUUACUGAAAGAGGAGAUAUUUAUUUACUUGCAGACUACCAGUGCAAAAAGAUGGCUUCAAAACAGCUGAACCUUAAAAAAGUUCUUGUUAAUGGGGGAUAUUUGGAAUAUAAAGUAGAUACUCAGCAUCUUAAAGAAAAUGGGGGUCAGAAGAUUUGCAUUCUAGCACUGGAUGAAGCUGGAAGAGUGUUUUGCUGGAAAUCAUCUAACAGCUCCAUGAAGCAAUGUCGUUGGGUGUAUGGCCGGCAAGUCUUCAUGUCCGAUGUUGCUUUAAAUAGGAAUGAAAUCAUGUUUGUCACAAAGGAUGGUGAAGCCUUUACAGGGAAGUGGCUGGAAGAAGUGAAAAAAAUCUCAGAAAAGAAAGAACUUGCAUCAAGCCUUCAGAAUUCUUCAUGUGAUGCAUCUUGUGAACAUGAUACGAACAGUGUGUAUGAAAGAAUUCGACUUCAGAAGCUGACUUUUGUCCACCGAGCUGUUAGCAUCGCCACUGAUCCUAAUGGCUGCAAUUUUGCUGUUUUACAGUCAGAUCCUAAAACAAGUCUCUAUGAGAUUCCAAGUGUGUCAUUAUCGAGUUUUGGAGAGGAUUUUGGCAAACUGUUAGAUGAAACAGAUGAAAUGGACAGCAUCCAUGAUGUGACUUUUCAGAUUGGCACAAGAAUGUACCCCGUGCACAAAUACAUCUUGGCUGCACGCUCUGACUUCUUCAAGAAGCUGUUUCUUUCCAGUGACAACCAGCUAGACACUCCAGACGUCUACCGUAAAGAGGAAGAUGCUGUUGGCUGUGAUCUUUAUGUCAUAGAGAAAGUUCAUCCAGACCUGUUUGCAUAUCUUCUGCAGUUCAUAUACACCGAUACUUGUGAUCUUCUGACUCAUGGUUAUAAACCAAAAAUCCUGCAUAAAGGAAAAUCAGAAGAAUAUCAAGAUACUUUAAUUUCUAACCUGAGCAAAAUGAGUUUUGAUGAAAAUGUUAAUGGGAAGUCUGCAUUUGAGAUUUAUAGAAAUAAUCAAGUACAAGCUAUAAAUGAAAAACAGAAGAGCAAAUCUAAAAAAGGCAAAGUUGGUGAAGAAGCUAACCUCAUAAAAAUGUUGCAAAGUGCUGCAAAGAAGUUUGGACUCAGCAAUUUAAGUGGAAGGUUGGAUGGAAUCAGGUUGGAAAAUGGAAAAAUUAAUGUUGUCAACAAGAAGAAUGGGAACAAACCAAAGUUAAAUCAGAAGAAAUGUUCAUACCUCUGCGAUGUGACCCUGAAAUCUUUAGAUGGAAAGGAAUUCCCGUGUCAUAAAUGUGUACUUUGUGCAAGACUUGAUUAUUUUCACAGCAUGUUAAGCAGCUCAUGGAUUGAGGCUUCCUGUUGUUCAGCUCUGGAAAUGCCAAUCCAUUCUGACAUACUGCAGAUAAUUGUAGAUUACCUGUAUACAGAUGAAGCUCUUGCCAUAAAAGAUUCUCAAAAUGUGGAAUUCAUAUGUAAUGUUCUUGUGGUAGCAGAUCAGCUUCUUAUAUCCAGACUCAAAGAAAUCUGUGAAGUAGCCAUUGCAGAAAAACUUACUUUGAAGAAUGCUGCUGAGCUGUUGGAGUUCUCAGCAAUGUAUAAUGCUGACCAGUUAAAACUGUCCUGCUUGCAGUUCAUAGGACUCAAUAUGGCAGCUCUGCUUGAAGCAAGGACUCUGGAUGUCUUAAGUGAUGAAGUUGUAAAGGAUCUUUCUGUUUAUUACAGGAAAAUGAUUCCAGCUAUGGUCAGGAGAGUAAUUACUCCAUAUCCAGAUGGACCCGACAUAAGUUCUUUAGAGCCCGAAGACGGAGGGAACUUUGUCUUUUUACGGGAAGAAAUGAAUACAGAACAAAAUUCUCAGGAAGCCCUUUUCAAAAAAGCAAAAACUAAGGCAAAAAAGAAGCCACGAAAGCGGUCUGACAGCUCCGGAGGAUAUAAUCUAUCAGAUAUUAUUCAGAGUCCAGCCUCUACAGGCUCAGUAAAACUGGAUAAAACUAACUCUGUAGAAUCACUUCCAGAGCUCUUAACAUCUGACUCUGAAGGUAGUUACGCAGGAGUGAGUAGCCCCAGAGACUUGCAGUCCCCUGACUUCACAAAAGGAUUUCACCCAGAGAGGACUGAGAUUAAGGACAAAGCAUGCAGUCAGGGUAUGAAACCCUCUCAGCCUAACAAAGAGAUGAAGCCAUACAAGGGAUCAUCAGCAUUGACACAGUCAGUUCCACAGUCCAUUCCCCGUGUCAAAAACAACUGUGCAAGCUCUCUCAACUGGGUAGCAACCAGUUUCAGCCCCGCCAGCCCUCCUGCUAUGGAUCUAAGAACCAUCAUGGAAAUUGAAGAAAGUAUGCAGAAAUGUGGAACCAUGCCAAAGGCAAAUUCAGGCAGAAUGGCAUCUCAUGGAAUCAAGCUCUCUCAGAAGCAAAGGAAAAUGAUUGCCCUGGCAGCAAAAGAUAAUGGAUCAGUAACUGGCAGCACAGAGCCUACCACAUUAAUAACCACACCACCCCCACCUACGAAAGUUGCAAAACUAGGAAAUGCAUGGUCAUCUUCAUUACAUUCUGCUUUGCCAAAGUCAUUCCGUGAUCUUGUAAUGGAAGAAGAAAAAUGUAUGAGUGCAAAUAAUUCACCUGGUACUGGUAUCAAAAGAGCUGGAUAUAAAGGAACUGAGGAUUCAUCAGCCCAAAACACCAUGAGGUGCAUCACUAGAAGCAGCCCAGGUCUGGAAGACCAUGUUCUGGAUUCUCCACAGCUGGAAAGCCAUAAUCCUUGGUUAGCAGCAUCACCAACCAGCUCUCCUGUGAUGGCACCUGUCAUGUUUUCAGCUAUUGUAGAGGAAGAGCUCCAGCAAGAAGCUGCUCUUAUUAGGAGCAGAGAAAAACCUUUGGCUUUGAUCCAGAUCGAGGAGUGUGCUAUUCAAGAUUUACUAAUCCACUAUGAAGCAUUUGACAACCCUGAUGAAUUUGUGACUGUUGAAAGGGCUCCGCAGGGACCUAUAGCAGCACCUAUGUGGAACAAGCACUAAUUUGUACUCUUCACAGUCCACAUUGUAUCUGCACUUCUGAAGUUCUAAUCCUUGCUACAAGUAAAUAAAACGAUGCUGGAAGAAGAGGAGCCGUGUAAUUUUUAACAUCAGCAUUAAAACACUGCACAUAGUCACUAGGUAUUUGUUAGAGAGAAUGGAGAUAAUGUGUU
Messenger RNA from Mesitornis unicolor (brown roatelo), 4241 nucleotides. It is a transcript of the gene IBTK, whose product is annotated as inhibitor of Bruton agammaglobulinemia tyrosine kinase. Lineage: Eukaryota; Metazoa; Chordata; Aves; Mesitornithiformes; Mesitornithidae. Gene Ontology annotation, biological process: negative regulation of protein phosphorylation. The transcript is spliced from 28 exons. Gene Ontology annotation, molecular function: protein kinase binding; protein tyrosine kinase inhibitor activity. Gene Ontology annotation, cellular component: cytoplasm; nucleoplasm. Bases 1 to 4071 code for a protein of 1356 amino acids. The record is from RefSeq and is a predicted model, not a curated record.